CCGCCUCCUCCUGCCGCCGCCGCCGCCGCAGCCGCCUCCUUGCCGGCGCCCACCCCAGCUACCGCCCGCCUGCUCGCCUGAGCAGCAGAGAUGCCCGGGAGCCCGAGCCCAGCCCCGGCCCCGGCCCAGGCUCCGGCCCCCGGCCAGCCCCAGCGUUAACCUCGCGCGCCCCGGAGCGGGCCGCCGCCGCGGAAAUUCGCGCCCGAAGCCGCGAUGGGCAACACGGUGCACAGGACCCUGCCAGAUGCAAGCCCACCGGCGCGCCUCCUUGCCACCCGGCCGUGCUGCGGCCCUGGCCCCGAGCGGCGCCCGGUCCUGGGCGAGGCGCCGCGCUUCCACGCGCAGGCCAAGGGCAAGAACGUGCGGCUAGACGGCCACUCGCGCCGCGCCACGCGGCGUAACAGCUUCUGCAACGGCGUCACCUUCACGCAGCGGCCCAUCCGCCUGUACGAACAGGUGCGCCUGCGCCUGGUGGCUGUGCGCCCUGGCUGGAGCGGCGCGCUGCGCUUCGGCUUCACGGUGCACGAUCCGUCGCUCAUGAGCGUCCAGGACAUCCCCAAGUACGCGUGCCCCGACCUGGUCACGCGGCCAGGCUACUGGGCCAAGGCGCUGCCUGAGAACCUGGCGCUGCGCGAUACAGUGCUGGCCUACUGGGUGGACCGCCACGGCCGCGUCUUCUACAGCGUCAACGAUGGUGAACCCGUGCUCUUCCACUGCGGCGUGGCCGUGGGCGGCCCGCUGUGGGCGCUCAUUGACGUGUACGGCAUUACGGAUGAGGUGCAGCUGCUGGAGAGCGGCUUCGCAGACACCAUGACGCCGGCUCGCCUCAGCCAGGCCCGCUUCAACGCCUGCCUGCCGCCCAGCAGCCACGACGCCGCCAACUUCGACAACAACGAGCUCGAGAACAACCAAGUGGUGGCCAAGCUGGGCCACCUGGCGCUCGGCCGCGCCCCGGGCCCGCUGCCUGCCGACGCCGCCGUCGCCGCCGCCGCCAUCCCGUGCGGACCCCGCGAGCGCGCCAGGCCCGCGUCCUCGCCGGCGCUGCUCGAGGCCGACCUGCGCUUCCACGCCACGCGCGGGCCCGACGUGAGCCUGUCGGCCGACCGCAAAGUCGCCUGCGCGCCGCGCCCCGACGGCGGCCGCACCCUGGUCUUCAGCGAGCGCCCGCUGCGGCCCGGCGAGAGCCUCUUCGUGGAGGUGGGGCGCCCGGGGCUGGCGGCGCCCGGCGCGCUGGCCUUCGGCAUCACGUCGUGCGACCCGGGCGCGCUGCGGCCUGCCGAGCUGCCCGCCGACCCCGACGCGCUGCUCGACCGCAAGGAGUACUGGGUGGUGGCGCGCGCCGGGCCCGUGGCGAGCGGCGGCGACGCGCUCAGCUUCACGCUGCGGCCCGGCGGCGACGUGCUCCUGGGCGUCAACGGACGCCCGCGCGGCCGGCUGCUGUGCGUCGACACCACGCAGGCGCUCUGGGCCUUCUUUGCCGUGCGCGGCGGCGCCGCGGGCCAGCUGCGCCUCCUCGGUACCCUACAGUCCAGUCCUGCAACCACAACUCCAUCCGGGUCCUUUAGCGGCUCCCAAGACGAUAGCGACUCAGACAUGACCUUCAGUGUCAACCAGUCCUCCUCGGCGUCUGAGUCAUCCCUGGUGACAGCCCCCAGCUCCCCGCUGAGCCCCCCAGUGUCCCCUGCUUUCUUGCCCCCGGAGCCAGCAGGCAGCAAGAACAGUGAGUGCACAGUGUGCUUUGACAGCGAGGUGGACACGGUCAUCUACACGUGCGGACACAUGUGCCUGUGCCACAGCUGUGGCCUGCGGCUCAAGAGGCAGGCCCGGGCCUGCUGCCCCAUCUGUCGGCGGCCCAUCAAGGAUGUCAUCAAGAUCUACAGGCCAUAACCUGGCCGCCGCCGCCGGGCCUUGGCCAGAGCAAGGUCCUCUUGUGAAGCCCCACUGGGCUGGGCAAGCACCCUGGCUGCCUGAGAGUCCAAAGGCAGCGGCCGUGUCAUCUGCCACUCUCCAGUGGCGUCCAGUCGUGGAGAUGAGGCCCUGGGGGGUCUGAACCCCGGCUCUAAAGUGCUUUGCCCCCGAGAGCAAGCUCAGGAACUGCCUGGCAGAGUGCCCUGUCCCUCGGUGACCUUGCAGCCGGGAAACAGCAUCCUCCGUGCGAAGCUUAUUUCUGGGGCUGGGACUGAGUGUGUGUGAGGGAGGCGGGGCGCAGAGCGAGACGAGAGCGCAUGGGUGUUUUAUGCAGGGAGCCUGGCUGUGGGAGAUGGACAGGUAGGAAUGUGCAAUGCAGAACCCAGAUGUUAGCGUAACUAGAAAUCAUUCACUUUCCCUGAACGUGACCUAAGCUGGUUUUGAACGAGCAAAGCUUGAACCUAAACAGAACUCCUUGGAUGCUAUAGAAAAAAAAAGAGACACUCAGCGUUUCUAAGGGGAGGCAAAAAACAAAACAAAACAAAACAAAAAAAAACUCAUUGUUUACAGCUCCAAGGCAGCAGCUCCUCGGGGGAGGUGAGUGGAGAACAUCGGGGGGCAAUCCGCCGUCGUGGGUUCUUGCGCCAUCUUGCACUGCGAUUUUGGUGGCUGCUGCGUGGCUGAGCUCUGGUCUUCUCGCCCCUUCCGCCCAAGACAGUGUAAUAAGCACACCGCACCUUGACUUGUCUAGAUGCUUUCGGAUCUUGUCACUUCCCUCCCCGUGUCCAGGAAGCAGACAGGAGGCAGGGUUUCUUGUCCUGGGGGUGGGCGAUGCUCCCAGAGGCAGGUGGCUCCUGCGCAUGUGGCUCUCUCUGUUUCCUAGUGUGACCCCAGGCCUGGCCAACAGGGACUUGUGGGUAUUUCCAGAAGGCAGAGGAAGCAGGGCUUGGUCACUGGUCUUUGUUCUGGUUCUCUGUUUAGGAAGCUUCCCUUGCCAGUCACCAGGGUGUUCCCUGAAAAGCGCGUUAACUAGCAAUUGAGACUUUUACUGAAAAUGUGGACGCUGGGAUUUCUCCCCCUUGCUGGGUGUAUCUGCUGAUGUUUGCUAGGAAGCUGGCCCUGCUCCUGCCCGCUCACCGCUGCCUGUGGUCUCUGCAGGCUCCAGCACACGCCUGGGCUGGCUGACUGAUCCAGGCCUGCCCCUCCCUCCCAGCCCCCAGUUCUGGACCCUCCAUCUGCCCUUACUGCACCUUCAGGGAAGUGCUUUGACCGCUCCGAUUCUCAGUUAGCAGUCAGAAGUCUAGUACCUGACCCGUGCAAGGGCCCUCAGGACCAGCACGACAUUCUCAAAGGCUGGGGACGCCUGGAGAGGGGCAGUGGGCAUUUUUAUCCCCAUUCCUAACCUGUGCGUCUCUUGCUGAGGAAGGUGAGAGAAGAGGGUAUUCAGGGAGUUAGCAAUGAAGCACCAAACAUUGGCUGUUUGCGGAGGGGGUGGGUGCCCAGGGCCAGGCCAGGCUCUCUCGAGAUGCCUCCCACAAGGGUGGUCUGAGCCGGAGCUGUGCUUCUCUGCCUGGGCGUAGGCAUGGAUUUCUGACCAGACCUCCCCUUCAGAGGAAACCCUGCUCUCUUGACUGGCUGGAGCCUGUGAUGGGUUCUUCUUCCCUGGUGAAUUUGGGGAGCGUGCCCACAUUUUGAUUUCACAGCAGGUCUUUGGAGGAGCUGCUCCUGGAACUCCAGUGUCUGCCAGAGUAAGAGCUGGGGAUUCUGGGCAGCCCAGGGGGCACAGCUGGAGCUCUGGGCCUCCCCCUGUGCUGGCUGCAGGGGGAAGUGGACAAAGUCCCUGGCUGGGAGGGUCCUCAGACACUGCCCCUCCCCCCCCAGCCCCAUGGAGACCGUCGCUGGCUCUGGUGGGCUGCUUCCAGGGACAGCCAGUUUGCCCCCUCUCCCACCCCACCCCCAGCUGCCACCUUGAGUCUCAGCUAAGGUCAUGAACAGCCGCCACCAGGAAACCAGUGACUGCGGGUAAACCAGGAGUGUGCUGGCCACCGUCACCUGUUGAACCUGCUCUGCAGCUGCUUUAAUAACUUUCCUGCUUCUAAGAGGAGUUAGGGGGUGUCUGUCCUGAGCAGAGUCGUUCAGAGCUAAGGAGGAGAUGCUCAAACCCCACCUCUGUUGAGAAGGGGCGGGGUGGGGGGGGGACCACCUGUUAACUCCACACCUACUACGUGCCUUGGCACUGGGCUAGAACAGGGCCUGCCUGCAUUAGUCCUGUGAGGCAGGUCUUAGGGCCGUUCCGAG
This is a messenger RNA of Oryctolagus cuniculus (rabbit), 4206 nucleotides long. RefSeq names its product neuralized E3 ubiquitin protein ligase 1B (gene NEURL1B). Gene Ontology annotation, biological process: ubiquitin-dependent endocytosis. Gene Ontology annotation, molecular function: ubiquitin protein ligase activity. Gene Ontology annotation, cellular component: early endosome. The record is from RefSeq and is a predicted model, not a curated record. NCBI's taxonomy places the organism in Eukaryota, Metazoa, Chordata, Mammalia, Lagomorpha, Leporidae.